Messenger RNA from Chenopodium quinoa (quinoa), 759 nucleotides. RefSeq lists its product as uncharacterized. The transcript has 3 exons. Lineage: Eukaryota; Viridiplantae; Streptophyta; Magnoliopsida; Caryophyllales; Amaranthaceae. Bases 1 to 759 code for a protein of 252 amino acids. The record is from RefSeq and is a predicted model, not a curated record.
AUGGUUCAUUUGUCUACCGAGAUCAUAAGAUCAUACCAAAGUUUGAGCGUGGUGCCAAAAAAAAUAGGUGACAACACAAAAUAUUGGCCAUAUUUCAAGGAUUGUGUUGGAGCAUUGGAUGUGACUCAUAUAAAAGCAGUUGUAAGCGAUGAUGAUGGUGUGGCACAUCGAGGGCGUACUGGAAAAAAAACAUGGAAUAUUUUGGCUGCCUAUUUCUUUGAUAGGCUUUUCACGUUUAUCAACGUUGGAUUUGAAGGUAGUGCUCAUGAUAUUACUGUAUGGAACCAUUGCUUAACUGUACCAGAGUUUCGAUUUCUCCAUCCACCUCUAGGAAAAUAUUAUCUAGUAGAUUCUGGAUAUCCGAAUACCGCUGGAUAUUUGAGUCCAAUAAAAGAAAAAGAUAUUAGAACCCAUUUGCCCGAAUUUCGAAAUGGUCCACCACCACAAGGCAUGCUUGAACUUUUUAAUUAUCUUCACUCUUCACUUCGAACAACGAUCGAGAGAUGUUUUGGACAAUUAAAAGCUCGAUGGAAAAUAUUGACAAUGAUGCCAAAUAUGGACACUAAACAUCAAUUGGCAAUUAUGGUUGCUACAUUCACACUUCACAAUUUUAUUCGAUUACAUGAGUUGGAUAUACCCAUUGAUAGUGGUAUAGAAAUCGAACCAAGAGCAGAUUAUGAUUUGUUUAACGAGAAUCGUAAAACUGUAAUGAAAGAAGUACAACUUAAUAUAGCGAAAGAAAUUUGGAACUUCUUGUAA